This is a messenger RNA of Brienomyrus brachyistius, 1673 nucleotides long. Its product is annotated as cytochrome c oxidase assembly protein COX18, mitochondrial. The transcript is spliced from 7 exons. Gene Ontology annotation, molecular function: membrane insertase activity. Gene Ontology annotation, cellular component: mitochondrial inner membrane. Gene Ontology annotation, biological process: protein insertion into mitochondrial inner membrane from matrix; mitochondrial respiratory chain complex IV assembly. NCBI's taxonomy places the organism in Eukaryota, Metazoa, Chordata, Actinopteri, Osteoglossiformes, Mormyridae. The record is from RefSeq and is a predicted model, not a curated record. The coding region runs from base 139 to 1221 and encodes 360 amino acids.
GCCUUUAGCUGAAGGUGGAUUGCAAAUGUGUUUCUUGACAGUUCAUAGCUGGUGUUUAGUCAAUAGUUCGGAUUUUAACGAAUUAAAUGUUCGAUUCAAUUAAUUAGUGAACGUCUGAGGUUAUAAAGCAAAACUAAAAUGACUCCAGCACCUUUGUAUGCAGUUCUGUGUCAUAGCACAACCAGAUUCAUGUUAGCUGCAUGCCCAAGGACCUGCCAUGGACGAUGGCUGAAGAUAAAGCCCCUGGUCACAAGCUCCACAUACGCAUCGCUGACCAGCCGACACAGUGCGUUGGGCGAGCGGGGCAGCGAAGAGCAUGUCUGCUAUCGCCGCACCACAGAUGUGCUGCAUCUUCCGAGCCGAAGCCUGACCGCAGGCCAGCCAGGCUGGUACGAGAGCAUAGCCGACUCCCAGCCAAUCCACCUGACCGAGCAACUACUGGUGACAGUGCAGCAGGCCACUGGUCUGCCCUGGUGGGCCAGCAUCAUCUGCACCACUGCAGCUUUGAGGACAACCGUCACCCUCCCUCUGGGAGUCUACCAAAUGCUCAUCAUCGCCAAGGUUGAGGCUCUGCAAGCGGAGAUUGCAGAACUGGCCAAACGCCUGAGCUAUGAGGUGUCCGUCCGGGCAAAGCAGCAGGGCUGGUCGGAGAAGACGUGUCGGUACCACUUCAAGAAGAACCUGCGGCGGAUUGUGUCUGAGCUGUAUGUGCGGGACAAUUGCCACCCGUUCAAGGCCAGCCUGCUGGUGUGGGUGCAGCUGCCCAUGUGGGUGUGCCUGUCCCUGGCCCUGAGAAACCUCACCACGGGCCGGGCAGACCCUCCUUCAGCCAUCCAGGAGGAGCUGGCAGCAGGGGGCGCUCUUUGGUUUCCAGAUCUCACCCUUCCUGACUCUACCUGGGUGAUGCCUGUGUCCCUGGGGCUCAUCAACCUCCUCAUUGUAGAGAUGUUUGCUCUCAGGAGAUUGGAAGUUUCUAAGUUCCAGAAGUUUGUGACAAACUUAAUCCGGGGGGUCUCCGUGGCGAUGAUUCCCAUCGCUGCCACCGUGCCCUCGUCCAUGACCCUGUACUGGCUAAGCUCCAGCUGCGUGGGACUGGUCCACAACCUGGUACUGCGCUCCCCGCGGUUCCGCCGGCUCUGUCGGAUCCCGGCCACUCGCUCAGAUUCAGACACACCAUACAGGGACAUGGCUGCCGCCUUUGUUACCAAAUACCUCAAGUAAUGCAGCCUCCCACCAGCAGGGGGCAGUGACGACCAGACCUAGAACUCAGGGGAUGCCCUGCAGAACGGACCUUCAUAUGAGGCGCGCCUCUUAGUUUAAAUGUUUUAACUUAGUUAGUUGGGUUCUUUAUAACUAAGGUGCUCUGAAAUUGAUUCUGACCUGGGUUUGGUAACAUGGCCAGUCAGGAUAAAUCAGUGGUUGAUCUCCACCCACAUGUUAAUGGCUAAUUUCACUUUAAAGCUGGUUAAUCCAGCCUGUUGACCACUUGCGGUUGUCAUUAUCAUACCUGUUUGUGCGCAGUAAUAGGACCUAUCACCUAAAUGUUAGGCAGUGGAAUUUCAAAAAUAAUUUAAAUAUCUUGGAGGAACAUAAUUAGUAAGUGUUCACUCUGGUACUUUGGUUGAAUUUAGUAUGAUUUUUGAAAGUGUGUAAUAAAUUGCUUUUUCCAUGUG